GUUUUAUAUAAAUAAGAUAAUGAAUGAAUUAACGCGCCAAGGCCUCUAACUAAGUAACUAACUAACGAACUAAAUCUUCUGCGCCGCCGCCUGCGUUGGUUUCCUACCCGAACAAAAAUUCCUUCGCCUUUCGGCUCUCGUCACGUUUACCCAACUGUCCUCUCCCUCUUCCGGUCUUCUCUUCCUCGCUCGCUCGCUCGCUCGUUAUCAAAGAGAGAAGAAGUUGCAAGCAGCAGACAAUUGGUGUGAUCCAUCCAUCUCCCCUGUUUUCCAUUCCUAACUUCCCCUGUUUCAUUAUUGUUGCUCUGUUUCUGCUACAGCCACAAGCGAUCAACUCAUCCAGAAUCCCGAAUCCAUGGAAGACAAUGAUGAGUUGAAGCACCUAUGCAAAUACUGCGGCAAGCGCUUCCGUAGUGGCAGAUCGUUGGGAGGUCACGUAAGUUCUCAUAGAGAAUGGAUCUGGGAAAGCUCACUCGAAGUUGAUGACGGCGUCACAGGCAUCUACAAAAAGAAGCUCCGUCCUCUCUCGGACUACGCUAUGGAGGUAGAGGAGGAGGAGGAGGAGGAGGAUGUGGAAGCCUUUCUGGCGUCGUUGGACCCUAACCAUGAAACAGUCCCCAGUCGGACUGUGUCAAAAUUGUUAGAUAAACGAGCAAUCGGUUGCCUCACCGCCCUUGUCGAACGCAAACUCCCUCACAAUCGCUUGGAUCUGUUUGCUUUUUCUAGCUGCAACAAACCCCUCAUAUCUACGGCUGCUUGGAUGGGGUUUCAUGAGGCGGUCGGGUUGUUUUUGCGCCACGGGGUUCCUCCGAGUCAUGGACAACCAGGGCGGCUUCCCAUCGAUUACGCAUUAUACUCCAGUUGUGACGACCAGUGGGAUUUGCUAGGCCGGUACGAUAUUAAUUAUCCGCAAAGGCUCUGUAGUUUGAUGCUCUGGCUCCCCGAAUGGAUCAGCGAAUAUUUCAAUUGGUGGCACACGGUCAAGCUGCUGGCACGCACCACCGAACAGGGGAUCCUGGAGAUGAGGAUUUUCCAGUAUGCAAGGAACGGCCAAGGCGCGAAGCUGCUCUGGCUCCUGCUUGUCGUCCCUGACCGAGUUCUCUCCCCAACAUUCUUCAGGGACACCCUUCUCCAGCAGCGGUUUGGAACCGCCUCUUUGUCCCUCCGCGAUUUCCUUAUUGCCCAGCUUGCUUUUGUUACCGGCCUUAGCUUCACCAUCGAACCUAAUCGUCGUUUUCCUACUGACAUUGAUCACACCAUCGAUCGCAAUCGUCCUCCCCGCCCUGAUUCGAUCCGCGGGCAUUUGCGGUACAAGAUGUUGAGCCUCACUUGUUCCCUGCGUUUGCUCGAAGUCUUCCGCAGGGCUGGCCCCCAGUUGUGUCACUCGAUGGAAAUGUUAGAGAAGGAAAAGGAAAAGGGAAGGGAAAGGGAAAAGCAGAGGCAAAUGUAUCCCCUUCUUCCCGAUUACCCAAUUGCUCAACAAAUCAAGACUGUGCUCAAGGAAGCUGGCUUUACUAUGGCUUCUCUCCGUUGCCCGGUCAGAGUCGCUCACCGGAACUAUAAGCCGGAGCCUGACUAUCGCUGGACUCCCCAAAGAGACGACUACCCUGAAUUGGAGUUCUUGAUUCGACCACCGCAUGUCUGCAAAAGUAAAAUCCUUGAUUCAGACUUCAACAAGGUCAUCAAGAAGUUAUGCCAUCAUCCUUACCUGAAGGAAUGGACAUCCCAAAUGUCAAUUUUUAAGUUGCUUUUUAUAUUUUGCCUCCCUGACCUGGUGGAAGAGAUGCAAUCCAUGAUACUGUUGGAGUCCAAGUACGUCAACCCUUCAACUAUUAUCCAACGUGCGUAUCUUGCUGAGUUAUGCUUCAUCUACAUUAGGGAGGGCAGAAUUGUUGAGUUCACAGCUGCUCUAAUGGCCACACAAGUUCUUCUUCGGUUGGGUUAUCCACUACGCCCUCAAACAUCUCGUAAUAGCUUUAAUAAUGUGGAUCAUCCUCAUCAAUCUCAUUUCCCUACUGUAUAUGAAUUGUUACUGCAUGCUUUGAUGAAAGUGGUUGAUGAAGAAAUCAGCUUAACAGGAAAACCUAAGGACAAUGACUCUAUUCAGAUUUGCAAGGAGAAAAAAUCGGUGAUAUCUUCGGCUUUCCUACUAAUAAAGAUAUUUGAUACAUCUGCGCAAGAUAUUCAUUGGUAUCUUCACUCACCAAGAUAUAAGAAAGUUAGAGAUUUGGAGCUGAUAGUAAACGAUGUUGCUUCCUUGCUAAAAGGCGUCGGCUUUGUGUUGAGAUCUCAAGAUACUUGUGUGAAAGACUUAAGAUGUUUCUCAAGCAAAUCUAGUAUCGACGAAACCAAGUUAGAAGGAAGAUCAUCAUCAUUUGAACCACUUUCGCAUACAACAAAGUCGGUGACAAUUUCCAGAAGAACCAUAGAACGAUCAACGUUCGUUGCUUCACCCAUUGGCAAACUUUCAGCUCGAUUUUAUCACUCAUUCUCGAUUUCGAGGUUCGAAGGAUCGAAGCCCUCAUCAUUACCUUUAACAAAUAAGGUAAAUUUUGUUGUGAAAAAACUUAAGGGAACAAAACAGCUGGAAAAUGCAUCUGGGAAAAGUUGGAGGUUCUUAAGAGUGAUAAAGAGAGUAAUGACAUGGUUCUGAACGACAUAUAAAUAUUCUUUUGAUGCACCUUAGCUGUAUUCAUAGAUGGUAGAAUUAACUAGUAUCAGUGGAUAUGUAUUGGGACUCGACUCCACUCUUAAUCCUCAUGCUCACCUCUUUGAGGGUAUCUGAAGAUAAGUCCAAUCAUGGAUCGACCUCCCAGAGGACCAUCGACAUUUCCAGGGAGG
Messenger RNA from Linum tenue, 2841 nucleotides. The record is from the annotation of a GenBank genome assembly. NCBI's taxonomy places the organism in Eukaryota, Viridiplantae, Streptophyta, Magnoliopsida, Malpighiales, Linaceae.